AUGGAUUACCAACAAGAAGUUUAUAGUUGUUAUAAUUACAUGUACGUUGAAGCCAACGCUCUGGAUUGGAACAACAGUUCAUUGGAAGGAUUUGAAAAUUCAAGUGUGAAAAGUUACGAUAGUUUGGAAGAUAAUUUAAACGAUUCUACCGAAUUGGGGGCGAAAAAUAAUAAAGUUUCUCCAGUGGUUUUAAGAAAAAGAAGAUUGGCAGCUAACGCUAGGGAACGAAGAAGAAUGCAGAAUUUAAAUAAAGCUUUCGACCGAUUAAGAACUUUUCUACCGCAAUUAGGACAAGAUAAGCAACUUUCAAAAUAUGAAACCCUUCAGAUGGCCCAAAGUUACAUUAACGCUUUAUAUGAAUUACUAGAUCAUAAAAAAAAUUAA
This is a messenger RNA of Onthophagus taurus, 384 nucleotides long. RefSeq names its product protein atonal-like. Lineage: Eukaryota; Metazoa; Arthropoda; Insecta; Coleoptera; Scarabaeidae. Gene Ontology annotation, molecular function: E-box binding; protein dimerization activity; DNA-binding transcription factor activity, RNA polymerase II-specific. Gene Ontology annotation, biological process: axon development; sensory organ development; positive regulation of transcription by RNA polymerase II. Gene Ontology annotation, cellular component: nucleus. The record is from RefSeq and is a predicted model, not a curated record.